This is a messenger RNA of Adineta ricciae, 996 nucleotides long. Lineage: Eukaryota; Metazoa; Rotifera; Eurotatoria; Adinetida; Adinetidae. The record is from the annotation of a GenBank genome assembly.
AUGUUGCAGAUCAAUAUCGUAUUGUUUACAAUCACGAUAGUGAUAUUCCACAGCAAUUGUGUGAAUAGUCUUGCUCAUGACACUGGUUUCGAAGCUAGUGCAUCUGCAAAUAUUGGUGGGAAUGGUGCACCAAUAUUUUCCAUUCCAUCACGCACUAUAACCGGAACAACGUUUGGUAAUUCAAUUAUGAAUAUUGGCCCGAAUCAACUCAGAGAAGAUAUGAUUUUUGCUGAACUUCAAGCCGGAAAUAUUCCUGAUUUCAUGAGAACUCCGAUUCCAAUUUCGGUUACAGCUGGUAAUGAUACACUUACAUAUUGGGUUCUUCCUGAUGUUCUCUGCGUUGGUACAAAUGCCGAUUAUUUACGAACACCACUAAAUCCGUUAACAGCUCGGAGAGUUGCCGAUAUAUACGCUGGUAAUGAUACACUUACAUAUUGGGUUCUUCCUGAUGUUCUCUGCGUUGGUACAAAUGCCGAUUAUUUACGAACACCACUAAAUCCGUUAACAGCUCGGAGAGUUGCCGAUAUAUACGGUGCUGUUCUGCCAACAAAGAAGAUGGCACAUCAAAUCUGGCAAGCAGCAACAGUCAAGUUAACACCUAGUCCAAAUGGUCCACCCUACGAUUCGACAAUGAUGUCAACAGAACGCAUGGUAUUUCAUAAUACGAAAAUUCAAACUGCGCUCGGCAAUAAAACCCCUGGUGAAUUGAUUAGCGGUCAUAAAAAAGAUGUGGUAAUCACUACAGGAUUAUUGACAUAUCCACAAAAUGUCGCCAUUGUCGGGUGGUGGUACCCAUCAGGACAAAUGAUUCAACCACUGAAUUACAAAUCACACGAUCGAUUUUAUAAAGACUACAGUCAUGGCAUACGAUUGGUUAAUCGCAUGGUAACAAUCAAUGGACAAUGGUACGAUAUAUAUGAUGUGUUACGCAAUGCAGCAGUAGCAUCACUAAUAAGUGAUGAAGGUGCAUUUGAUGCUACACAAAUGUACACUUGA